AUGGCAAAGAUAAGCUCCUUAUCAGCCAUGUCGUUGAUAGUGAACAAGAUGAUAGGGACAGGUAUAUUUCUGACUCCUUCAAUCAUUUUCCAAUAUUGUGGUGGUAAUAUUUCAUUGUAUUUGCUUCUUUGGGUUUUAGGUAGUUUAGUAAUAGGAUGCGGGAUGAUAAUAUAUCUUGAAUAUUCCCUAAAUUUACCCAUAAGGAACGGUGGAGAAAAGAACUACUUACAAAAGGUGUAUCAUCCAAGAUUCAUAGGGUUUGUUUAUUCGUUCCAAAUAGUUUUACUUGGUUUCAGUUCAGGUAAUUCUUAUGCAUUUGGUAAAUAUGUAUUGUUUUCGAUUUUUGGAGACCAACAAUUCAACGAUUCAUAUGUUAAGUUGAUAGGUGUUGGAUGUAUAUCUUUCUGUUGUUAUUUACAUAUCGUCCAUCACAAACAAUCAAACUUAUUCUUCAAUAUCUUGGGUAUAAGUAAAAUACUUAUCCUUAUGUUGAUUAUAUUCUGUGGUGCCUUAGUGUGGCUCGGAAUUAUAGAAGUACCUAGAAGUGGUAAUUUCACCAAUAUGUUAGAAUCACAAUAUGAAACUAAUUAUUAUUCCAUAUCAGUUGCAUUAUUGGAGAUUAUUUAUUCUUUCAAAGGUUGGGAAAAUGCCAAUUAUGUUUUGAGUGAGACCAGUAAUCCUUAUAAAGUAUUGACUCGCUCAGCUCCAUUAGCAGUUGUUGUGACUACCUUGUUAUAUUUCUUAGUCAUCUUAAGUUAUUUGGUAGUUAUCCCCAAAACCGAAAUCAUGUCCAGUGGAGUGUUAAUUGCAGGUAUUUUCUUCAAUAAAAUCUUCGGAGAAACCAUAACUUCCAAGAUACUUCCAUUAUUCAUCUCAGUAUCUAAUUUUGGUAAUGUAUUGGCUGUUUCAUACGCUCAUUCCAUGGUUAAUAAGGAAUUAGCUUUAGAGAAUUUAGUACCUUUUUCUUCAUACUUCCAACAUUUCAAUUGGUCAAUGUUUUUACAUUGGUUAGUAACUGUUGUUGUGUUAGUGGCCCCACCAUCAACUGAAAUCUAUGAAUUCGUUGUCAAUUUAUACAUCUAUCCUGGUACUUGGAUCAACAUUUUACUCACAUUAGGUCUUAUUUACUUGAAAUUAAAGGACGAUUCAUGGAAUACAGAAGAAUUGACUUCAUUAUUGUCACCCAAACCAAGAAUUAGAUUCUCAACUCCUUGGGUAUGUAUCAUUACAUUUUUAGCUGCAAAUUUAUUCAUGGCAUUAUUCCCAUUCGUCAAACCACCAAUUGCUCUGGUAAUACCUUACUGGUGUUUCCCUGUUAUUGGUACGGGUGUUCUUGUCUUGGGUGGUGUAUAUUAUUUUAUAGAAAAACUUUUCUAA
Yamadazyma jaroonii is the source of this 1377-nucleotide messenger RNA. NCBI's taxonomy places the organism in Eukaryota, Fungi, Ascomycota, Pichiomycetes, Serinales, Debaryomycetaceae. The record is from the annotation of a GenBank genome assembly.